ACGUGACAGGGCCGUCCGGCCCCGCUCGCGCAGUCGUCCGGGCGAGCGAAGAUGGCGGCCGAGAGGGAACCUCCUCCGCUGGGGGACGGGAAGCCCACCGACUUUGAGGAGCUGGAGGAAGGAGAAGACUUGUUCACCAGCACUGUCUCCACCCUAGAGUCAAGUCCAUCAUCUCCUGAGCCAGCUAGUCUUCCUACAGAAGACUUUAGUGCAGACUCCAAUGGUCCCAAACCGGCCGAAGCUGUGCUAGAUGAUGACAGAGAAGAUCUUUUUGCAGAAGCCACAGAAGAAGUUUCUCUGGACAGUCCCGAAAGGGAACCUAUCCUCUCCUCAGAACCGUCUCCUGCAGUCACGCCUGUGACGCCUACUACACUCAUUGCACCCAGAAUUGAAUCAAAGAGUAUGUCUGCUCCUGUGAUCUUUGAUAGAUCCGGGGAGGAGAUUGAAGAAGAAGCAAAUGGAGAUGUUUUUGAAAUUGGUGUAUCAGAUCCAGAGAAAGUUGGUGAUGGCAUGAAUGCUUACAUGGCAUAUAGAGUAACAACAAAGACUUCUCUUCCCAUGUUCAGUAAGAGUGAAUUUUCAGUUAAAAGAAGAUUCAGUGACUUUCUUGGUUUGCAUAGCAAGUUAGCAAGCAAGUAUUUACAUGUCGGUUAUAUUGUGCCACCAGCUCCAGAAAAGAGUAUAGUAGGCAUGACCAAAGUGAAAGUGGGUAAAGAAGAUUCAUCAUCCACUGAGUUCGUAGAAAAACGGAGAGCAGCCCUUGAAAGGUAUCUUCAAAGAACAGUAAAGCAUCCAACUUUACUACAGGAUCCUGACUUAAGGCAGUUCUUGGAAAGUUCAGAGCUGCCUAGAGCAGUUAAUACACAGGCUCUGAGUGGAGCAGGAAUAUUGAGGAUGGUGAACAAGGCUGCCGACGCUGUCAACAAAAUGACAAUCAAGAUGAAUGAAUCGGAUGCAUGGUUUGAAGAAAAGCAGCAGCAAUUUGAAAAUCUGGAUCAGCAACUUAGGAAACUUCAUGCCAGUGUUGAAGCCUUGGUCUGUCAUAGAAAAGAACUUUCAGCCAACACAGCUGCCUUUGCUAAAAGUGCUGCCAUGUUAGGUAAUUCUGAGGAUCAUACUGCUUUAUCUAGAGCUCUGUCUCAGCUUGCCGAGGUUGAGGAGAAGAUAGACCAGUUACAUCAAGAACAAGCUUUUGCUGACUUUUAUAUGUUUUCAGAACUACUUAGUGACUACAUUCGUCUCAUUGCUGCAGUGAAAGGUGUGUUUGACCAUCGAAUGAAGUGCUGGCAAAAAUGGGAAGAUGCUCAAAUUACUUUGCUCAAAAAACGUGAAAUUGAGGCAAAAAUGAUGGUUGCUAACAAACCAGAUAAAAUACAGCAAGCUAAAAAUGAAAUCAGAGAGGAAAUUGAAGAGUGGGAGGCAAAAGUGCAACAAGGAGAAAGAGAUUUUGAACAGAUCUCUAAAACAAUUCGAAAAGAAGUGGGAAGAUUUGAGAAAGAACGAGUGAAAGAUUUUAAAACUGUUAUUAUCAAGUACUUAGAAUCAUUAGUACAAACACAGCAACAGCUGAUAAAAUACUGGGAGGCAUUCCUACCUGAAGCCAAAGCCAUUGCCUAGCACGAAGGGUCAAGAUCCUGUGAUCAUGGACCAGAACUGUCUUUAAGUUUCCUGUGGGAUACACAUUCUUCCAGUCUCUGCCAGCCUAUAACUGGCUGCUAAAACGAGAAAAGAACUCAUCACAGUUCUAUGCACAGAAAUUAUUGGUAGACUACCUACGGACUACAGAUAAUGUCCAAAUUAUCCAGAAUCUGGUCUCAAACUACUUUUCCUGCCUUGAUCUCACCCCUUACCUUCACCCAGCUUUUGCUCUAAUCACAUGAUGUCCCUGUCUUGUGAGCAUGCUGUCUCUCUUCUGGUCAUUGGGAUUGUUGAGGUUCCUUUGAGUUCCUUUUUCCCCGUUAUUAGUGAUUAUUUGAAUAGUAUCCAUUUAUUAAACUUGAAAGCCGAAAGUUCACAUCUUCCAUAUAUCCUUAGUCUCCUAAGGAAGGAAGCUCUCAUCUCUCAGGAGGACUCUAGUAACACUUUGCACCUUUCAACUGUAAUAUCUACUUUGCAUUAUAAUUGUCUGGUCCUACUGCUUUGCCCAGGUUUUUUGCAUCUUGAGGAAUGACUGCCCUUGUUAUUUCUUGUAGAGCCUGCUGUGGCACCGCCAAGAGAAUGAAGGAGUGACUGGGAACAUGGUAAUGCAUGUAGCCUGCCGGUUUGAACUCUGGCUCAAUCUACACCAUUGACUUUGAGCCCACUUAUUUUUCUCUAAAAUGUAGUUUCCUUAUCUGUAAACUGGAAAGUAAUCAUAGUACCUAAUUAGGUCUUCUUAAGGGGAUUAAGUUAAUUUAUAUGAAUUUCUCAGCAAGUGCCUAAUAAAUAUUAGCAACUAA
Messenger RNA from Manis javanica (Malayan pangolin), 2438 nucleotides. NCBI's taxonomy places the organism in Eukaryota, Metazoa, Chordata, Mammalia, Pholidota, Manidae. The record is from RefSeq and is a predicted model, not a curated record.